Molecule: messenger RNA, 1365 nt
Organism: Musa acuminata subsp. malaccensis (wild Malaysian banana)
Lineage: Eukaryota; Viridiplantae; Streptophyta; Magnoliopsida; Zingiberales; Musaceae
Source: RefSeq, a predicted model, not a curated record
UAAACUUGGGGCGGAAAGGGCGCAACGAGAAGUGGGGUGGGGGCUUCCGAAGACGGAGGAGAAAGCUGCCCUCCCGACGAUUUGUCACGGGAGGAAGAAGGGGGAAUCCGCUAUUCCAGGACGAAGCAUCAUUCAUCAAUCUCCUUCACCUCCCACUGCCCUGUCCUGCGGAAGUGCGUCUUCCGGCGACGAUCUGUUGGUAAUUAGCUGAUCUGAGGCGCACGCUGGGCGAUCUGGUGGUUGAUGGUGCGUCUGAGGGCGGAUGUUGGAUAGAUGCUCCUUUGCUGAUCCGUCUCUGCUUAUUUCGUUCACCUUCUCGCCCGCAUGGGGUAUAGGUUGUCUUGGAUGCUAUACCAAGCCUGCUCCAAUUAUUGCUGUGGAUGAGCCUUCAAAGGGUUUGAAAAUCCAAGGCCGAACAGUGAAAAAACCUAAUUUCUCUGAAGAAUUUUGGAGUACAAGCACAUAUGAGAUGGAAAAUAGUGGAGUUCAAUCACAAAAGAGCAUUUCUUCAAUUAGCACAUUGGUAAAUACCUUGGAUCACCAUGGUGGAAUAGGAAGCACAAGCAACCAUCCAGAAUUUGUGAACCAUGGUCUUCUUCUAUGGAAUCAAACCAGACAGAAAUGGGUUGGAAAUAAAAGGCCUGAGACCCAGUCACAGCAAGUUCGAGAACCAAGAUUGAGACUUGCAAAUGCUCUCCCAGCCCUUAAAUAGAUCAAGGUUAUCAAGAAACUGCUGCCCCCUCCAAUGAUCCAGGUUCAGGUUACUUGUUCAGAUUCAUGAUAUUUUUAUAUUUUAGAACAUUGUGGCAUAUUUCCAAAACAUCACAGGCAGGGAUCCUGAUUUAUUUAAUUUCAUGUGUAAACCACCCAAGGACAAAUAAAAACCUACGAGCUUUAGACUUCUUUGAGAAAAAAGUUUUAAAUAAAAAAUAGGACACUAAACAGUUAAGGAUUUGCAUAUUGUUAUAACAUCAGUUAGAUGAAUAGAUAAAAAAUUUAUGGUAAAAAUUAAUUAUGUUCUCUUAAUGUUACAAAAUAAUGAACUAACUAAUCCUAGGUCCUAUCUAACAAAAUAAUGAGCAUUUCAUUUUUUAAGGUAAAUACGUUAUAAAUCUACUCAUUGAUUUGUAUGUAAGCAACAUUUAGUUGGUUGUGUUACUAUUUAAAUAUUUUUAAAUCAAUAUUUAUCUGCUUUCUGGAAUUACAAACAUGGACUUUAGAGGAUUGACAUGUUCAUCAUUUUGAGAAGAGAGCUUGUACAGAUUUAAUACACAAUGAAUUUAGUUGUAGAAGGAAGGAGAGCUUGUAUGGAUUUGUCUUCCAAUUUAUUUAGUUGUAAAAGCUAUAGCGCUUCAAUUUUGGUGG